ACUCACUUCUUCCCCCAAACACAAAAUACAGAGAGAGAGACUCCUCUCUAACGUGCGCAUCUCUCUCUCCCAAAAACUUAUCCUACGCCGCACCACCACCAUCUCCAUCUCCGGCGAAGAAACCACCACCGCCAUGGGGAAAGGCCGUGCACUCUCCGACGGGGUGAUAAAAAAGAUCAUCCUUUCAUACACCUAUGUAGCAAUCUGGAUCUUCCUCAGCUUCACAGUCAUCGUCUACAACAAAUACAUCCUCGACAAGAAGAUGUAUAAUUGGCCAUUCCCAAUAACUCUCACCAUGAUUCAUAUGGGUUUUUGCUCUUCUUUAGCUGUGAUACUCAUCAAAGUCUUCAAAGUCGUUGAGCCAGUCUCAAUGUCUCGUGAGACUUAUCUCAGAUCCGUUGUACCAAUCGGCGCGUUGUACUCACUCUCCCUCUGGUUAUCAAACUCUGCUUACAUCUACCUCUCUGUUUCCUUCAUUCAAAUGCUCAAAGCCCUUAUGCCUGUAGCUGUUUACUCGAUCGGGGUUUUGUUAAAAAAGGAGACUUUUAAAUCUCAGACUAUGACUAACAUGCUCUCGAUCUCGUUUGGUGUUGCUAUUGCUGCGUACGGUGAAGCUAAGUUUGAUGGUUGGGGUGUGUUCCUUCAGCUUGGUGCUGUUGCUUUUGAAGCUACGAGGUUGGUUUUGAUUCAGAUCUUGCUUACUUCUAAAGGAAUCAACCUUAACCCUAUCACUUCUCUCUAUUACGUUGCUCCUUGCUGUUUGGUUUUCCUCUCUGUUCCUUGGAUCUUUGUUGAGUUCCCUGUUCUUAGAGACACUUCGAGUUUCCACUUCGAUUUUGUCAUAUUUGGAACCAAUUCUGUUUGUGCUUUUGCUUUGAAUCUUGCUGUGUUCUUGCUCGUUGGAAAAACCUCUGCUUUGACUAUGAAUGUGGCUGGUGUGGUUAAAGAUUGGCUCUUGAUUGCCUUCUCUUGGUCUGUGAUCAAGGACACGGUCACACCUAUCAAUCUCUUUGGGUAUGGUCUUGCCUUUUUGGGUGUUGGGUAUUACAACCACUGCAAGUUGCAGGCUUUGAAGGCUAAGGAUGCUCAGAAGAAGGUUCAGGCUAAUGAUGAGGAAGCUGGGAAGCUUUUGGAAGAGAGGGAAACUGAAGCUAAACGAAACGAAACCCAAGAUUGAUCUGAGAAGAUCUGAUUCAAGAAUGCAAUAAGAGCUUCAAUGGUUACAAAUGGUUUUGGAAGAGAUUUUUGGAUUUUGCUUCUUCAUAGGUAUGGUUCAUCAUUGUCGGUGUUCUCGUUUACGGUUUUAGUUUUGCGAUUUAUAUUGUUUUAAGUUAUGGAUCAUUUAUAUUACAUAGCAAUUUGAUGGAUGUUUUAAAAGGUUUCAUGAAUCUUUUGAAACUCCAUUGUAUCUUCUUUUGUUUCUUACUUCCUCUUUAUGACAUUUUACCUUUGUGGGUAAACAGUUGUUGUAGUAGUAAACUUUUGUUAAAUGUCAAAUUUGAAAUUCCCUUUACCA
Messenger RNA from Capsella rubella, 1516 nucleotides. RefSeq names its product probable sugar phosphate/phosphate translocator At2g25520. Gene Ontology annotation, molecular function: antiporter activity. The transcript has a single exon. The coding region runs from base 134 to 1177 and encodes 347 amino acids. The record is from RefSeq and is a predicted model, not a curated record. Gene Ontology annotation, cellular component: endosome; Golgi apparatus; trans-Golgi network. Lineage: Eukaryota; Viridiplantae; Streptophyta; Magnoliopsida; Brassicales; Brassicaceae.